AUGAAGUCGCUCUCCACCUCCCUCGUCUCCGUCGCCCUCUUCGUCGCUGCUACCAGCGCCCAGCUCACGCUCAACACCCCCAACCCCCCUACGCAGUGUGUCCCUGUCCAGAUCACCUGGACUGGCGGAACUGGUCCCUUCUUUUUGGUGAGUCAAAUUUGCGGAUAUAUCAACCCUGCCAACCAGCCUGGCGCCACUGCUCUGCAGCAAUACCCUAACCUUCAGUCGAGUCCAUUCACCUGGAGCACGAACAUCACCGCGAACACCGCCAUUGGCUUCACGAUCACUGACUCCACGGGUGCUCAAGGGCAAACUGCUCCUGUCACGAUCCAGAGCGGCCCCGAUAGCAGCUGCUUGAACGGUGGCUCCGCCAGUUCUUCAGCUGCGGGCGGUAGCUCGACCGACAGCACUGGUGCGACUUCCACAGCGGCCUCCACUGGUGCGACCUCCACUGGUGCGACGUCAGGCGCCGCCACCAGCGGCACCGCGACCUCUGCCGGCAGCACCUCUUCCGGCUCGAAGUCCGCUUCGGGUUCUUCCACCUCGUCUUCCACUGCGGCCGCCGCGACCGGCUCCAACGGUGCUUCUGGCAGCGCCGCGUCGGUCGGCGUCGUCGGUGUCCUCGGUGCGCUCGCCGCCGCUUUCCUCGCCUAAACAGCGGGACGUGCCUGCCCGGUCGCGAGCGGCGCGGCUGCAAAACGACUAGAUUUGGUGCUUCGAACUUUAUCCCAGAGAGACUCUGCCCGCCCCGGCCACCCCCGACCGAUAGCCCACCCUCCUUGCGCUACGCUAUCCGCUCUGUCACCCUACCCUCCGCCCCCACCGUCGUCCUACCGUUGCGCCUUCGCUCCCGUAUUCCCCCGACGUGUAUUGUUCUUUUAAUCGACCACGACCGCUGGCCUUUUUUCCUGUGACACAUCCUAGGCCUCGUUGACGGCCGUCCGCCGAUGAGGCGGAUGGUACCCGUGUUCUGCGAGUUCCUUUGACCAGUCCUUUCUCCGCUGCUUGAACUCUUUUCUUCUGGGAUUCGUAUGCCUCGGACCGAUGUUGUAGCCGUUUAUAUACCUGCAAUGAACGCUAUGACCUAAGGCUAUGCGAUCGUGUGCAUUGGAAUUCGGGCUUAUCGGGUGGAUGUGAGAUAGAUGCAGACUUUUGACGGCAGUGGCAUAUCAUAGCAUG
Trametes versicolor FP-101664 SS1 is the source of this 1179-nucleotide messenger RNA. RefSeq lists its product as uncharacterized. The transcript is spliced from 8 exons. The record is from RefSeq and is a predicted model, not a curated record. The coding region runs from base 1 to 654 and encodes 217 amino acids. NCBI's taxonomy places the organism in Eukaryota, Fungi, Basidiomycota, Agaricomycetes, Polyporales, Polyporaceae.